Molecule: messenger RNA, 3717 nt
Organism: Plenodomus lingam JN3
Lineage: Eukaryota; Fungi; Ascomycota; Dothideomycetes; Pleosporales; Leptosphaeriaceae
Biological process (GO): protein phosphorylation
Molecular function (GO): ATP binding; microtubule binding; protein kinase activity
Source: RefSeq, a predicted model, not a curated record
AUGAAGUGGCAUGCCAAAAAGAAAAGGACAUUGGAAACUAAAUAUUCUAUUUCAGGUAAUGAAAAGACCAUCUACCGAUUCAAUAUCACUCUUCCUUCUCUCUUCACCGGCCAUCAAAUUGCCCUUUCAAUCCGAUGUCAGGUAAGAGGGGCUGAGGGGCUGGUGACGAGUCUCGUGGUGUCCUCUCCUCCCAUGAGCGAAGCCAAAGCGCGCGCUAUUCGCGAACUAUCACGAAGCCUGAGCCACAGCCCCAGAAACGUCACAUCGCCUUCGCUGCCACGAAGCGACUCUGAUCCCACCAGGAACUCGUUUGGGAGCACAUCGAAUUUCUUCGAUGACCCAGAUGUUCUCAUGUCAACACAGCAUAAGAUCGAGGACGAGACGAAUACACUUCCACACUACCCUCGUAUCCGAUCAACCGCCAAAAAGAUGAACUCAUGGCAACCACAGCGCUCUGAACAACCGGGGCCAGACACUUCCAUGGUCAACAAAGAGUUUGGCGACUUCGACCACAGCAUCUCAGACGAUGAAGUCAUGCCCAUUGAACAAGCGCGUGGCGUCGACCGCAACUCACGCGGCACCCCCAAUAAGAGCUCCCAGUUCAACAGUAUGUACGACAUGACACCACCUACGAACAAAUCGCGCAAGUCACACGCGCCAGAGACUGGUAGCCUGCGACGAGACGCACAGCUACGACGCGCCUCGCGCAACGACUACGACACCGCGUCUCCUCGACCUGCAAGCAAGCGCAACUCUCCCGCUCUCAAUACAAACCAAGAACGCAAGCGCCCAUCGCUUGCACAGAGUCACGCCAAAGUUUCUGAGGACGAGUCAUCUUUCAUAGAGCAACGGCCACCCACUUUGACCGUCGAUUCUACCAGAAAUACGCGUUGGGGUAAUCGAAGCCGACAGAGUUCCCUCCAGCUGGAUGGUAUGGUAGAGAAUUCUCCACGCGCCAAUGUUUCAACUCGUUCCCGGCCGGGCACCGCACACAACGCGACAGGACAGUCAUUUGUUCUGCCAGACCUACCGAACCUCACCGAGCUGGUCUCUGGAGUCUUUGAUGAUGGCACACCAGUCUUCUCAAAGAAUGCACCCGCCCGAUCGCGUUUCUCUGCCCCGCCAAACGGUGGUCGCAAGCCUCAACAUAUCCCUGUAGACGGCGUGCCAAUUCCGGUUGAGGAGAAGGCCAUAUUUGCAGCCCUUCAGCAGCUGCAGGACAAAGUCAACCAGAUGGAAACUGAGCGUGCAGAGGCGGAUAAACGUAUUGAAGAACAGGAGCUCGAAUUAAUCGAGCUAAGAGCCACAACACAGGCGCAAGAGAAGCUGAGACGAAGUGACAGUGCACAAGAGUCUGAAAAUGGUGGCAAGAGUGGUUGGAAGGUUGAGAAAACUCGACUUGAAGCCACGGUACAAACGCUCCGGACGAAACUUGACCGCUCUGACCGCAAAUCCGCUGUUCUGGAGAUCGAGAAGAAGCGUCUUAACAGCGAGCGUGACAAUAUGGCUAGCCAGUUGGGUGUUGCCUUUCAAACAUGUGAAGAGUUGAAACAUGAGAAGACUGCCUUGGCUGCAGAGAAUGAUGAGCUACGCCAUGAGAUUGACUCCCUGCGAACUGAGAAUGAACGGCUCCGCGAUCAGCUUGAGCAGGAUCAGUCUCAACAUCGGGAAGAGACCAUUCAGCUUCGACGACAGUUUGAUCAGACUGCAAAUGCCACAGAGCGAGAGAAUGCCAGCUUGCAUGCUGAGUUAGCUCGUGCACGCGCUCAGAAUGACGACAACACCCAACAGCUCUCGCGCAAGGACAUUGAGCUCCGCAGGGCGCGCCAAGAGCAGGCUGAAUUUGCGCGUCUCAAGGCUGACCAUGAAAUGCUCAAGACGCAGCUUGCCAAUAUGAAGGCGAAGCGUGAUGAAGAUCUCAAGCGAUGGUCUAGCAGAGAGACGGAGUUGGAGAAAAUGGUUGGCCGACGGGACGAGACUAUUCGUAAGUUUGACGACUUGACUCAGGGAGAGACCAAUGACGCUAUACGCAUUGACAAUGAAAAUCUCCGCAAUGAGCUGGCGCGGUUGGCACAAGAGCACGAAGAAGAGGAAGAGCAAUGGAUCGAAAAGGAGAGGGAAUUGCAACGCAAGGUUCAGCGCCGAGAGGAUGCCGCCCGUAGGACUCUUGACAUGACGCGUGAGGUUCUGGCAAUGCGUCAAGACAAUGACCAGGCAGAGGGUUGCACUUCCAAAUCUAGGGGCAACGAGAGCCAGACCCGAGAGUCUUUACAACGCAAAUCCAGCCUCCGUCGCGAGGACACCCGAACUCGGAUCAGGAACCAGGUGCAACAGGAGCUUCGCAACAGCAGGGCCAUGAGCCCAACGGUUCAAUCGAGCCGUUUCGAGGAGAGCCCACGCAAGUCGUACACUGGAGCCUCACGAUUUUCCAACAAGCGAAGCGUAUCUGCUCCCCUCUCUGCCGCUAAGAACGCACGUGUGGAGAGUGAAGUCGAAUCGACCACCGACCUGUCGCUUGCGCCUCGCACCAUGCAUACAUCACGAAGCGUCCUGUCUGCUAGGCCUGCCACCGCCAUCCAGCCGCCUGCAGACCUGGAUCUGACGGAGCUAAGCUUCAUCAACAGCACUGAUAUUGCUCAGCUUCGACGCAGGCUGGAGGAGGAGCGAGCUGCGGCUCGUCAAGCUGCGGAGCAGACGGAGAAGCACGGGCGUGAGGACACUGUACGAUCGCGACGUCAAUCUCGUGAAGACACCAGCCGUUCGGUUGCAUCCGCUAAGAGCGAGCGCCGCCCAUCUCUUGUCCGCAAGUCUUCCCUCAAGGAGCACACACAACGAACGCAGUUUGAAGAAGAUUUUACUGGAAAAUUUUCCGACCUGGAUGCGGAUACGGAAGCCACUCAGACCAAACAGUCUGUAGUGGACGCUUCGAUGUUGAGCAACACCAGCCGUAGACGCCGCAGUGCUCCCAACGAGAUGACAUCUGCUUUCAUUGUGCCCGAUAUCAAGCUCGACAUACUGAAGCAGACAACUACUCUCAAACUCGCCCACAAGCCCAUUCCCAAAGAUCAUGACAACGUCAACUGCACUGUCUGCCGUCGCUCAGGAGUUUCUACUGCCACAGAAGAUCUCCGCGUCCCAAAGCUCGUCCCAGCGUCUAUCCGAACAGCCGAUGAUAGUGAUGCUACCCUCCGUCCUGCCCGCUCCCCCAGGGAAGCCCUCGCCCUCGUCGUCAAGGAGCUCCAAGACGAACGCGCUCAUCUUCAUGCCGAGCUAGCAGUCUCACGCGCUAUGCUCGAGUGUCACGACCCCAGCCUGGGUAACCGAAAACGUAUCGAAUACACUGAAUCAUGUCAAGAACUGCUCGUGCGCAUCUCGGUUAAGGAAAUGCAAAUCUACAACCUCUUCGAUGUGCUCGAGGGUCAACAGGGCGAAGACAUUACGGAAAUGGAUGUCGAGACUAUCACUCGCGAGAUCCGCACUGAUGCUGCUGCUACUGCUGCUGAGCCUGCAAAAGAGAAGAAGAAGGUGACCAUCAGGAGCUUUGUUGAUGAAAGUGAGGACGAGAGCGUGGAAGGUAGACGAGGUGCGGUGAAAGAUGCGCCUGAUGUAGAUGAAGAGGGAGAGACGCAGGAGUUGCCCUGGGAAGGGUUCGAGGAUGACGCAGAGGGCGAUGUCAGUUUCAGUGCAUUGCAAGGGUGGAGGUCGAGUGCACGUUGA